Messenger RNA from Alosa alosa (allis shad), 1557 nucleotides. RefSeq names its product T cell leukemia homeobox 1 (gene tlx1). Bases 288 to 1175 code for a protein of 295 amino acids. Gene Ontology annotation, cellular component: nucleus. Gene Ontology annotation, molecular function: DNA-binding transcription factor activity, RNA polymerase II-specific; RNA polymerase II cis-regulatory region sequence-specific DNA binding. Gene Ontology annotation, biological process: regulation of transcription by RNA polymerase II; animal organ development. NCBI's taxonomy places the organism in Eukaryota, Metazoa, Chordata, Actinopteri, Clupeiformes, Clupeidae. The transcript is spliced from 3 exons. The record is from RefSeq and is a predicted model, not a curated record.
AGCAGCCAAUUGGGUCCCGAAGCCUAAAAUUGGAGUCUUAAUCUUACCCUGCCUAUUUGGCAUUUUGAUUUAUGUCCUCCUAGCUCAAGCCGGCAGCUUCUCUUGUCCAAAAAAAGGGAGGGGUGAAAAACAAGACAAUCGAGUGUAGUUUAACCAUACUCUCCCGCACACAUGAGCUCACACCUAUUAGAUAACGGCGGAAGGAAGAGUCAGCGGACUUUAAAAGCCAUAAGAUAACGCGUGCAAGGUGGGAGACACAUUCCGAGGAGGGUUCCUUCGACUACACCAUGGAACAUAUAGGAGGGCAUCUCCACCAAACUCACGUUGACACCAUUAGUUUCGGGAUCGACCAGAUACUCAACAAUGCGGAUCAGGGGAGUUGCAUGAUCUCCAACCCGAGGAUGCAGGACCUGGACUACGGAUUGGGAAGUAUCGUCAGCACCGCUUACAACACCAUGACCGGCAACUACAACGGCAACAACACUGGUGGAUACAACGGCAACGCAGCUUGCAGCAUGGGCUCGCUGAACAGCACUUAUAACAUGAAUAUGGGCAUGAGCGUCAACGGGAAUGGUCUUAAUUCGUCGGGGGUUAUCCGUGUGCCCGCGCACCGACCGCUUAGCAGCAUGCACUCUUCAAUAACCACCAGCGGAGCUUCGGUGCCAAGUAUGGCAAACAUGGCUACCAUUAACAACCUCACGGGAUUAACGUUUCCCUGGAUGGAGAGUAAUAGAAGAUAUACCAAAGACAGAUUUACUACAGGUCACCCGUACCAGAAUCGGACUCCGCCGAAGAAGAAAAAGCCCAGAACGUCCUUCACUCGACUGCAGAUCUGCGAGCUAGAGAAGCGCUUUCACCGACAGAAGUACUUGGCUUCCGCGGAGAGAGCAGCCCUGGCCAAGGCACUCAAAAUGACUGAUGCACAAGUCAAAACAUGGUUCCAGAACAGAAGAACAAAAUGGAGGCGGCAGACAGCGGAGGAGAGGGAGGCUGAACGGCAGCAGGCGAACCGAAUUCUAAUGCAGCUCCAACAAGAAGCCUUCCAAAAGACUAUAAACCAGCCGGCCACCCCGGACCCUAUCUGCCUACACAACAGCUCCCUAUUUGCACUUCAGAACCUCCAGCCUUGGACUGAGAACACUGCUAAAAUGAGCAGCGUAUCAACCUGCGAAUAACUGUGGAUGUUUGCUCACUUUUCUCACAAUGGACAAGGAUAAUUUACAAAACAAGAAAUGGUUAUCUCUGAGGCAACGGUUUAUUUGUUUCUCCCUCAAACCGUUAUAUUUAUUCAGUUGUCUACGUAGGCCUACUAAUUUUAAUUUCGAUACUGCAUUUAGGUCGCAGGCAUAAAACCUAGAGGAAUGGGCUAUAUUUUUUUAGAUGCAAAUGAAUAGAAAACAAUUUUAGAGCCAGAAGACAUUUAUUUUGGGGGUCAAAUUAGACAGGCCACUGUACUGCUUCAAAUCCGGAUUCACAGCUAGCUUUGCUGAGUCUAUAUGAUUGACAAUAGUGCAGGUCUAAAAAAAUGUAGGUUUUUUUGCACUAGGCCUAUAUAAA